Molecule: messenger RNA, 1077 nt
Organism: Closterium sp. NIES-65
Lineage: Eukaryota; Viridiplantae; Streptophyta; Zygnematophyceae; Desmidiales; Closteriaceae
Source: the annotation of a GenBank genome assembly
AUGAAAUGGAUCGAGGAUCAUGGUCAGAAAACCCUGGAAAUUCCUCCGACUCACACCAACCAGGCGGUCGACCAAGGAGCAGAGGCACCGAACGUCACGGCGGCGACUGCAUGGCCGAGUGCCUCAACGGUGGAGGCGGCUGUGUGGAGAGUGGUGGAAGAGGCCGGUGGGGUGGACGAAGACAUCCUCGCCAGCAUCGUGAUGCCGAACCGGGAAAUUGAGGACCCUAGCGCGGCUGGCGCCAAAUCCUCCCCGGCCACAACCGGCGAGGUCAGCGACGGGAAGCAGAAGCGCAAGGGCAAGGGCGGCACGGCGAAGGCCGGCUCUUCCAAGGGGACGUCCAAAGCGGCCACGCAGGGUCGGAAGGGUUCAGGCGUCCGCGUUGACAAGGAGAGCGGGCUGGCCACGUCAGAGAUGAAGUUUGGGAAGAAAAGCCGUUACAUCUGCCGGUCGAUGGACAAGUCCGAGGCCGCCUACUGCAUCGCUGUCGCCAUUUCGUCGUUCGACGGCUUCGUCAGCGAGGUGAUUCGCGACGAGUUCGAUGGGGUCAAGGAGGAUGUGAUGGAGCAGUAUAAGGCGGACUGGAAUGUGGCGCGCUUGAUUCCGGGGGGCAUGUGGACGGUCAUGUGGAGCCGAGGCGCAAACGUCUUCCGUGACAGUCGGAACGGUUAUCCGAGAUCCACGACGGAAGUAGCGGCCGGCGAAGGGGGGGCGGCAGCGACCGUACGCGGUACGUCCCCCGAGUUUGCGAAGAGGUGUAAGAGCGUCAUCAAGGUGGUGCUUCAACGGGCGUCGACCCGGGAGGUCGUCGUAGGAGAGGUCGCCGACACGGUGACGAAGGACCUGCAAGGCGCUGUGCUGAGGUCACUUCCUGAGGACGGGGACGAGCGCAAACACGACGAUCUGAUCGCCCGUGUCAUGAUCGAGAACCUCGCCUUCUGGGGGGACUGCUGUGUCGGCGGCCCUAAAUUCAAAGCGCGCGGCGUCGUUUUGCCUCUUGACGCCGGGAUGAAGGUGAUCGUUCGGGACAGGGGGGCGAGGGGGCAGCACAAAGGGAAGCAGGCGGCCGACGCCUAG